GGCGGCGAUAAAAGCCGGGGGGCGGAGCUUGCGGGUCGGCGACUAGAUUGAGCUGGAAUGGGAAAGAGAAAGGAAUGGGAGAAACUUUUGAAGGGCAGGCAAUUACUGAGAGCAGCUUGCUUCGAAAAGAAGAGUCCAAAUGAACUGAGUUUUUGCUUGUUUGUAAUAUAGAUGAUCUGCACAGUGUGUGCUAUUCAUGUAUUCAUUUUGAUUUAAAUUAAAUCAUUAUUCUUAAUUCUGGAGACGCCCAGCCUUGCUCCCACUCAGUGCUGUUUUGCUCCUUCUGCGGAAUACAAGAUGAUCGAAACAUUUGCCACAAGUGAAGCUCAAGAACUGCUGCAUCAGCUGAAUGUGUUACUGGAACAGGAGUUAAAAUGUCAGCCAAAGUUUUCUGGCCUAAGAAUAAUUGAAUCUGCUCAUGAUAACGGGCUUCGAAUGACUGCGAGAUUGAGAGACUUUGAAGUGAAGGACCUCCUUAGUUUAAUUCAGUUCUUUGGCUUUGGUACAGAGACAUUUUCUCUUGCUGUGAAUUUCUUGGACAGGUUUUUAUCAAAAAUGAAGGUGCAGCCGAAACACUUGGGAUGUGUUGGGCUAAGUUGCUUCUACCUGGCUGUGAAAGUGACCCAAGAAGAGAGAAAUGUUCCACUAGCCACAGACUUAAUCAGAAUCAGCCAGUAUCAAUUCACCAUUUCAGACCUCAUGAGGAUGGAGGCGAUUCUUCUGGAGAAGCUUUGUAGGAAAGUGAAGGCAACAACCGCCUUCCAUUUUCUGCAACUUUUCCAUUCAAUCCUACAUGGUAGCCUAAGUUGUGAAAGGAAAAGUUACCUUAAUUUAGAGAGACUGGAAGCCCAGCUGAAGGCAUGCCACUGCAGGCUUAUUCUUUCUAAAGCAAAGCCGUCGGUGUUGGCUCUUUCAAUAAUGGCCCUCAACGUUGAAGAAGAAAAGCUUCUGGAGCUGGUGGAAAUGAUAGAAAGCCUUCGAACAUAUUCCAAGCUAAGUGGCAGAGAGCUCUCACUUUGGAAGGAACUUGUCUCAAAAUGCCUCUCAGAGUAUUCCUCAAGCAAGUGCUCAAAACCAAAUGUUCAGAAGUUGAAGUGGAUAGUGUCUGGUCGCACAGCAAGGCAGCUAAAGCACAGCUACUAUAGAAUAGCCCAUCUUCCCACUAUCCCCGAAAGUGGUCUCUAAAAGACAGCUCUGAAGAAGAAAAGAUGCAUCACUGACCUCCAACGCGGGUACAACCUUGAGGGCUAAGAUCUUAUUUAAAGCAGACUGUUUUGAAUGCCACUGACCAUAGUCACCACGUAUUGAGUGCCUUUGACUCAUAGGACUCUACUGCACAUUCACUGAUGAAGAAAAUGAAGAUGUACAGAAUGAUGCAUCAAUCUCAAACAUAGAUAUGGCAGCUAAUCCAGUGUUUCAUGCUAACCUACCACAAAUUUGUUUGGUUCAAAACAUUUCUGCUUUAUACAGCACUUUAUGAAUUAGUUACUGGCUCAAAAUGAAUAAGUGCAGUCCGACGCGGUAAUACAGAUUUUGACUUUUGCAAUAUAAAAUUGUGUGCAUAGUACAUUAGAGGUUAGAGCACUCCUAGCGCUCUGAGGCUUGCUUGUUUAGAUGUGGCCCACGGUAUUUUUAAAAAUUAUAUUGGAAGAAAGCAACAAAAAAAUAGACUUUAUCUGGAAUGCUAUAGCUGCUUGAAUCAAUGAUCCGCUAUAGAAGUUUGAAACUAUUAUUCAACUUCUAUGUCAGCAUUGAAUACGAAAGAGAAUCGAUACAUGUUCGCUAAAAUGAAAUGUUCAAUAUAUGUAGUGCAUUUGCACAGCACUAAGAUAUUACAUAAAGAAUGCUCGGGAUUAUUUUAAUAUGAGAAGACACAAUCACUUCCAAAUUCUAGCAAAGCACUCUUUGCAAGGACAAUUAUUUCUUUUAUAAAGAAACUAGACAAAAAUAAGCUUAGUUCAGAUUGUAGGACACACACCAGUUGAGAAUGUUGGCAACAUCUUAAAAUAGAAGCAGACAUACAAUCUGAGUUGGGAGAUGUAUAUUGGGGGGGGGGGGGGGGGAGAGAGAGAGAGAGGUUGGGUUGAGUUCAUUGAAAUCACUGGGUCAAAUUAGUUGUGAGGACUUCACUCUCAAUAAUUUCAGCAGGUCUUUUCUUGGGUUAUCUUAAUUAGGAUCUAAUCCUUGUUUGCAUGUGGCUAUAAUUAUCUCAAAGCCUUUGUAGCUGAAAGUGGAAGAGGCAAUAUUUUCCUAACACGUUUUUGUAAACAUGGUAGUGGUUUUUAGGCAGCAGUUUAGUGAUUGAUUUGUAGAAAGCCAUUAGGCGUAAAAAAUCAGCGAUUUUUUUAUCACUGAUUUUAGUACUGCACCUCAGAGAAAGUAUUAACUAAUGGAAUGCCAUUUUUCAGUUUAAAAUGUUCCUAGUUGAUAGUAAAUUGUAUGUGAAGGAAGUUCUACCAGAAAAUACUUUUUGAUGCUGAUGCAAAUGGAACAUAGCCAAGAUUUCUUCCUCCAUGGUGAACCAGCCCAUUUUUAACUCAGGUUGAAUGCUGAGCUGGGGAAGCUAGAGUUAGCUUUGUGGUUAUCUGAACAUUGACAACAGUACUGUAUUAACUUACCUGUGUUAUUCAGCACCGUGUAUUAAAAUGUGUAGUAUCAUCUCAGUUCUUGCAAUAGGCACUUUUCCCUGUUAUGCUAAAUCUGACCAGCUAAAAACCUCUGGAAAAAUUGUUACACCUCCAACACUUUAAGACUUUCUCAUUACUCUGUAACUGCAUUUCACUCAUGACUGAGGGCCCUUUCCCACUUUGUAAUUAUAGUGCUAUCAUCCACUUUAAGCACCAUGAUAGCCUAUGGAAUCCUGGGAUUUGCAAUUUAAGAAGGGGCAUUGAAAGGUUCACAGCUAGAGUUCCUCUGGUGCCUUCAACCAAAAAGCCCCAGGAUUCAAUAUGAUGCAUUACAAUUGUAUCUGCAUGGAAAGGCCCAGAGAUAUUAAGCAGAAUUACUGUAAUAUUUACAAAUAAACAGAUGUAAGGACUCUUUCUUCAUCCAGGUGUAAUCCAGGAUGCCUUCACACAUCUACCUCAUUACAGCCUGCUUGUUAAAACAAACUGGCAGGAUGUUUCCUGCAGCUACUUUGGAUUUGUAAGUGACCACACUUGUUAAAACUUCCUCUUGUGCCUUUGCCAUCUGUACAUACUAGAUUGGGAGAGAAUGAGAAUGCAAAAGGAAGCAUUCAGUGUGAAAGAAAAAGUGUUGUAAUUAUAAAAAGUGUCAUUGUAUUUUGUAAGCAGCAAGUGCACCUUUCAAUAAAACCUUGAAAUUAAAUUGUA
Messenger RNA from Anolis carolinensis (green anole), 3332 nucleotides. It is a transcript of the gene ccng1, whose product is annotated as cyclin G1. Gene Ontology annotation, cellular component: cytoplasm; cyclin-dependent protein kinase holoenzyme complex; nucleus. NCBI's taxonomy places the organism in Eukaryota, Metazoa, Chordata, Lepidosauria, Squamata, Anolidae. The transcript has 7 exons. Gene Ontology annotation, biological process: regulation of cyclin-dependent protein serine/threonine kinase activity; mitotic cell cycle phase transition. Bases 298 to 1185 code for a protein of 295 amino acids. Gene Ontology annotation, molecular function: cyclin-dependent protein serine/threonine kinase regulator activity. The record is from RefSeq and is a predicted model, not a curated record.